CGUGAUUGGUGGUAUUGUCGGGGGGAUAUGGCUGUGACUCUGAGAUUAACGAAUUCUUUAGCAUUUUCCAGUCAUCCUCUAACGUCGUCCGUACUGUUCCGAGGAAGCAAAUCGAUCGGUACUAUUACUAAGAUAGCAUCAACAAUCAGGACGGUAAAAAUGGCGGCUUUUGCUGGGUCUGACUCAGAAACAACGUCGUCUACCUCGAGAGUUAUCGAUUCUCAUCUCCACAUUUGGGCUUCUCCUCAAGAGGCCGAGACAUAUCCUUAUUUUCCUGGCCAAGAACCUACUUUGACUGGUGAUGUCAAUUUCUUGCUUAAGAACAUGGAAGAGGCAAGAGUAGAUGGAGCUCUCAUUGUGCAACCCAUAAAUCACAAGUUUGACCAUUCUUUAGUAACAAGUGUUCUGAAGAGAUACCCAUCAAAGUUUGUCGGUUGUUGCCUUGCUAAUCCUGCAGAAGAUGGCAGUGGAAUUACGCACCUUGAGAAUCUUGUUUUAGAGAGUAAUUAUCGUGCUGUUCGGUUUAAUCCCUACUUGUGGCCAUCGGGUCAGAAGAUGACAAAUGCUGUUGGUAAAGCCUUGUUCUCUAAAGCAGGGGAGCUUUGUGUGCCUGUUGGCUUCAUGUGCAUGAAGGGUCUAGAUCUUCACAUUGCAGAAAUUGAGGAACUUUGCACAGAAUUUCCAAAGACAACUGUUUUACUAGAUCACGCUGGAUUCUGCAAAGUACCAGAAAGUGGUGAGGCAAAGCUUGCUUAUUCUCAACUCAUGAAGCUGUCUAGAUUUCCACAGGUAUAUGUGAAAUUCAGUGCUCUAUUCAGGAUCUCAAGAACCGGCUUCCCGUAUCAGGACCUAUCGCCUCUCCUAUCUCAACUUGUGUCCCAUUUUGGGGCAAAUCGUGUCAUGUGGGGCAGUGACUUCCCAUUUGUUGUUCUUGAAUGUGGAUAUAAAGAAGCUAAAGAAGCUGUGACUAUCAUUGCAAAAGAAGCAUCCUUGUCAAGUUCUGAGAUGGACUGGAUUCUGGGAAAGACUCUGAUGCAGCUCUUCCCUGGACAAUGGGUUCUUCCUUGAGAGGCUUGUCAGAAGUAAUAGGUUGCAUGCGGAUGAGAUAAUGAAGCAAGCAAUGGAAGUUGUAUCAUUAAAGAUACUUAACUCUAGCCUAUAUAUUACCAAACACUAGAUGUAUACCAAUUUAGUAAAUCAACAAAAAUCUUAUGUGUUGAUAUCAUAAUGAUUCAUCGUGAGAUGAUGGAGGGCCUGGAUGUUGAUGUGCUCUGAUCGAAAAUUUCUUCCACAAUGGGUGAGCUGCUAGGAUCCCCUUUCCGUGUUCAAUGAGGUGAGGUGAUAAUUUAUAAUCAUCGGUGGCUUUGCUGGGACAUUUAUGAGGGAUAAGUUUCAAGAAUCAAGCUUCUCUCCAGUAGCUUGUUUUACAAGUAAGUAAGAGUUGGCGUCUCCGGUUAUAAUUUAUACCCGUGUAAGUUAGUUUCAUCUAUUUACGAAAUCGCCAUGAUGGAGUAUCGAGUUGUGCAAGUGAUAGCAAUGUGGAAUUCAAAGAGACAAUUGAGUUUUCUUUGAGAAUUGAAAGAAGUGGUGAUCGAGAUUAGUCAGCAUUGUAAAACUUGUUUGGGUUGGAUUCUUGAAAUGUACAAGCGCGGUUUCAUAUGGUAGAAUCGAUUCAGAGAGUGUGAAGUGAAUUUACACAACUUGCUAAACUAGUAGAGCAAGUGAAGCUCUUAAAAAUAGAAAUCCUCUCUGCCUAACAACUUUUGUUUUACUCGUCUUAAUUAUCAACAUUAGUUAAACUUCUUUCUUUUAUUUAAUCUGUGAC
Molecule: messenger RNA, 1825 nt
Organism: Arabidopsis thaliana (thale cress)
Lineage: Eukaryota; Viridiplantae; Streptophyta; Magnoliopsida; Brassicales; Brassicaceae
Product: catalytic/ hydrolase
Exons: 10
Coding region: 28-1068 (346 amino acids)
Molecular function (GO): hydrolase activity; carboxy-lyase activity
Source: RefSeq, marked reviewed